This is a messenger RNA of Mytilinidion resinicola, 620 nucleotides long. RefSeq lists its product as uncharacterized. The record is from RefSeq and is a predicted model, not a curated record. The annotation marks the transcript as partial. The transcript has a single exon. NCBI's taxonomy places the organism in Eukaryota, Fungi, Ascomycota, Dothideomycetes, Mytilinidiales, Mytilinidiaceae.
CAUGAGGGAAGAGCCUUUGUACAAUCCCACGCAUCCAUCGCGCCAGCUUAUGAGAGAGAUCACGGCGUACUUGACGGAAAACUACGAACUCAACUCAUGCGUUAUGGCUGCCUACAAGCGCAUGUACCGACCACCUCCGUCCUUCUGUCCUCUCAACCGCCAAGUCGCUAAUUCAGCGUUCAUUGAGGGUCCCAAGGGGCCGACCGAGAGGUUGGCGCCAGUGUGCUGGCUUGGUCUGUGCACGGCCUGCGUGGAAGUUGAGGAGGUUGACUAUAUGGUGCGAACGGUGCCGGCCUCCACAUGGGCUUCUCGAGCUAGGGCGAUUUGGGCACAGAAUGCAGAGUUCAAGAGGCGAGAGGCAGAAAUAGUGUCGCAGAUGGAGAAGCUACAGAUCCACACCAGCAACCUUGGUUUCUGCUACGUAUGAACGCCGCAGAGUCUUCGAAGCCUUGUCCUUAGGAAUGGAGAUCUGAUCGGCUGAGUUGCUAUAUGGGCUAGGAAAACGCAGCAUUAUGGACGGCGCUGGAGUCUGGUAUGGCUUUUUUUUUUCGGUAUUUUAUCCACGGUCUUCAUAACGACGACUAGCAUCCUUUUGCAAAUUCAUCUUUGCAUCAACAUUC